UUUCUCCUCUUAGACCAAUUGUGUGGUCUCGCUCGUUUCUAAUCGUGAGAACUUUGAAGCUUGAGGCGUAUACAAUGGGGAGGAUAAUGGAAUGGGCAGCAAGAUCUGAUCACUUGGGAGGAAUCCCAAGGAAAGCUGUGAUAACAGCCGUUGGUGCCUUUGCGAGAGCAGUAGCGAAUCUUUGCAACAAAACCACAGUUCACAAUGCAGAUACUCUUUUGACUCUUGUCCGUUCACGACCACCCGGUGUCCCUCUCAUCACUGUUAGUAAUCACAUGUCCACUUUAGAUGAUCCAGUAAUGUGGGGAGGGUUCAAGGGUCUUCUUCUUUCUUUGGAUCCAGAGCUGGCUCGAUGGGUUCUUGCUGCUGAGGACAUAUGUUUCAAGAACCCUGUCUUCUCCUACAUCUUCCGCACUGGUUGUAAGCCUUUCACUUUCAGUUUUGAUGUGAGAACGUUGUGA
Molecule: messenger RNA, 461 nt
Organism: Brassica oleracea var. oleracea
Lineage: Eukaryota; Viridiplantae; Streptophyta; Magnoliopsida; Brassicales; Brassicaceae
Product: N-acylphosphatidylethanolamine synthase-like
Exons: 4
Coding region: 75-461 (128 amino acids)
Biological process (GO): phospholipid metabolic process
Source: RefSeq, a predicted model, not a curated record